This is a messenger RNA of Hibiscus syriacus, 532 nucleotides long. RefSeq names its product EG45-like domain containing protein. Gene Ontology annotation, cellular component: apoplast; cell wall. The coding region runs from base 1 to 525 and encodes 174 amino acids. Gene Ontology annotation, biological process: systemic acquired resistance. Lineage: Eukaryota; Viridiplantae; Streptophyta; Magnoliopsida; Malvales; Malvaceae. The transcript has 4 exons. The record is from RefSeq and is a predicted model, not a curated record.
AUGAAGGAGACUUCGAAGGCGGAAGAUCUGAUGUUGUUGGAGAUAUUGUUAGAGAAGUGGUCAGAGUUCUCAUUGGUGUUAGUUUUGGAUUCGGAAGGUGAUCCUUUUGGAGAGAUCAGAUCAAUCUCCCUUUUUGUGACGGGUGAAAGAGUUUCUCUGACAGUGACAAUGGUGCUGUGUCUUAGCUCCAUCGUGCAUGCCAUUCAAGGGAAGGCUGUUUUUUAUGGGCCGCCUUAUCUUCCUUCGGCAAGCUAUGGGAACCAAAAGAAUGGAAUAAUGGUGGCUGGAGUAAGUGAUGCGUUGUGGCAAAGGGGAAGAGCAUGCGGCAAGAGGUAUAGAGUUAAAUGCAUAGGAGGAGCGAACCAAGUACUGCAUCCUUGCAAGAAUGGUAAAACUGUGGUGGUUAAAGUUGUCGACUACUGUAAAGCCCGAUGCCAGGGGAUCAUUAACCUUUCUCGAGAUGCUUUCUCCACCAUUGCCGAUCCCAACGCCGGUAUAGUCCUAGUCGAACUUAACGAGGUUUGAGUUUGAU